Messenger RNA from Chelonia mydas (Green sea turtle), 11403 nucleotides. RefSeq names its product sidekick cell adhesion molecule 2 (gene SDK2). The transcript is spliced from 46 exons. NCBI's taxonomy places the organism in Eukaryota, Metazoa, Chordata, Testudines, Cheloniidae. Gene Ontology annotation, molecular function: protein binding. The record is from RefSeq and is a predicted model, not a curated record. Bases 3174 to 9725 code for a protein of 2183 amino acids.
UUGGUUUUGCAGAACCUGCCCUGCAGGCCACUAUGGACCCACAGGGACCAGCUUGGCCAGCUGAACUGUCAUCUCUGGGGCCAGCCAAACUCAGGGAAGGCUUGGCAGGAAAUUUAGCAAAUGCACACCUGUGCGGCUCAUUACCUCAGCCUCCGGCACACCUGUGCUGUUCUGCAGAGGGUGGAGCUGUUAGCUGGAGCUGCACCAGGCAGGAUGUGCUCCAGGGGGAAAUGGCUGUUUUCUUUUCUGAACUGGGCCCUUCUUUCAGAUCUGGGGCUUGGCCCCAGCCCGCAGGGAGCUGCAGCCAUGUGGAGGCGGGUGUGCCCAGCAGGAAACCGACAGGGAACAUCUCACGGUGCCUGCUCGCAUUCAGGGGAGGAAUUCCAUUCCUGUGUUCCGGGGUGGGACGCUACGGCCGCUCGCACGCUCCUGGACAAGAGUGCUACCGGCCCUUUACCAUGCAUGGGUGAUCGGCGCUGCCAGAGUGCAUGGGUGAGAGAGAGUCGAACGCAGCAAAUCCGUUCUGGAGUCCAUUGUUGCACCUGCCUUCUAGUCCAUUUGAACAUAGUUCCUGGGUCGGGCUCAACAGGCUACUCUCUGGCUUGACCAGUUUCACAGCUGUGCACCGGCUUGGCCUGCUUUCCUGCCCACCCUGCGACGGCAGGGCAGCGUCGCGCAGACAGCACCUCACGGUGGAAGAGUGCCCAGUCCAACAUCUGCAGGGCGUUCAGCAAUGCCUCGCUGCCCUUGGUCCAGAGGCUAUCUCCUGGUUACAGAAUCCGGUGUCUGCCUAGGAGAGAGUCUAGUCCAGUAUCCCCAUGCUUUACUUUUGGCCGACUCCCAGCAGAAGUCCUUAACCAACACGACAUUAAUCUCUCCACCAUAUUGAAGAUCUACAAGGCAGUGGUCCUGACAUCUCUCCGGUACGGUUCUGAGACACGGACUCUGUACAGUCAUCACAUUAAACAGCUUGAGCAAUUUCACAUGCGCUCCCUCUGCUCAAUCAUGCACAUUCGCUGGCAGGACAGAGUGGCCAAUAUUAAGGUCCUUGAAAGAGCAAACACUGCCAGCAUCGAGGAAAUGCUAUUGAGAGCACAACUCAGGUGGACCAGGCAUGUCAUCAGAAUGGAAGACCACCGCCUCCCAAAACAGAUCUGGUAUGGGGACCUGAGGCAGGCAAAAGAAAGAAGGGCCAUCCGUAUAAGCACUUCAAAGAGAAGUCUCCAGUGGGCUGGUGUCAAUCUCAAAGAAUUCAAGCAAACGGCUCAGAACAGGACUCACUGGCGGCCUCUGAUAAGAUCAGAGGUUCUAGCGCGAUCCACAAAAUCAUCUCCAAGCUGGGCAUGAAAGGUGCCACAGAGCUGCAUCAUCAAACAUCACGGACAGGGACUUCCCAUGCCCUCCAUGCGGCUGACUCUGUGCAUCAGGGUUCGGACUUCAGAGUCAUACCCAUAGUUGUAGAUGAGAAUUGUGACCAUGUUGGCACCAUUGUUGGCAAUGGACUACUACUUACUUAUAAUACAGUAGUGCCCAGAAGUCACAGUCACAUCCACUGUGCACAGAGCUGUACAAACAUGAAAUAAGCUAGUCGCUGGGUUUACAGACAAAGGCCCACAGUCCUGCUGUGGGUGGACCACAGAGCCCAGUGCAAGGCUGGGACCUGAGUCACUGGAGUAUUUUGAAGCUAUUAACUCACACGUGUCUAAUUCUUUUAAAUCCUUUUAAGUUGGCUUCCUUAACAAUCUAGUAGCAGUGAGUUCCACGGUCUGAUUGUGAAUUUUAAUAUUGGGGUUUUUUUAAGUGCAGGGGUUUUUAUAAAAAAACCCAGCGACUCUCCAGACACCCUGAAGAAGAUCGGAAAAGAAAGGACAGAAGCGAUCCCUGACUAGCGCAGGCUCAAAACAUAAUCCCUGCAGCCUGUGGCUGUUUCUAAGAGUGCUGCAGGUUGGCUCCCCUGGGUUAUUUCGUGGCCCAGCCGCACCAGCGAAUGAUAAAACUCCCCCUUUACAGGCGCGCUCAUGUCGGGGUUCUUAGCCCUGCCCCAUGUGCGGGACAAGUUUCAUCCCUGCGCUUUGCACCGGGGCCGGGCGCGCAGGGUCCUCGGCGCUGCAGCCGGGCUGGGGCGGAAUGGGAGGCCCGGCCUGGAGGAGGCAGGCACCUCCCGCCGCCCUAGGGGCCCUCUGAGCCCCCCGCGCUGGGGGCCUUAGACUCUUCCCAAGCGCCCGCCCCGCGCCCUCUCCCCGGCUGGCCACCGGGUAGCGCUGUGCGCCUCUCGGUCUCCCCGCCUCCCCCGGCUGAGGCUGCCCCCCUGCUCGCGGCUCUGCUGCUCCCAGAUCUCGGGCUCAGUCCGCGGCCAGCGAAAGGAGCGGCGGCAGCCCGGCGGAGAGCCCAGGGGCCGGGCGAGCGAGCCGGAGAGGCGAGAGCCGGGCAGCAGCGCACCCCAGGCGGCGGCAGGCAGGGGCGGAGCGCGCCCGCCUCCCCACCUCGCCUCCCUUCCCUCGGGCACCUCUCCGGGAGCGCGGGUGGCAGGAGGAAAAGCCCGAAGCCACCGGCCAUGGGGAUCGCUCCGCUGGCGGGCUAAGGAGGGGGCCAAGGGGGAGCGCCCCCCCUCCCCCCAUCGGAUCCCAGCCCCCCCCUUCCGUCCCCCCAAAACUUUUCUGGCUGGAUGCGGAGCGCGGAUUUCGCCAGGAGUGGAUAAAACGGCCGCGACCCCCGCGCGUCAGUGGUGGGGGGCUCCCCACGCGCCGGGGCUUUGCCAUCUUGGGGCGCCCUGCGAAGCGGGUGGGGGGGCCUUGUGCUUCCCCCGUUGGAGCAACCGGGGCGGGGGAGAUCCCCGCGGUGCUGAGCCCCGGUCCAAGGCGGGACCCCGUGCGGACAAGUCAAGGCAGGGCUACGUGUCCAGACCCCCCUCUGGAACUGGGAGCGGAGCCUUUCUCGCCCGGCGGCUGGGGCGGCGCCGGCUGCGGGCCGAGGGCAGCGCGGAUGGGCGAUUUCCCCUGAGAUCUUCCCCCGGGGGUCGGCGGCUGUUUUUCGGGGCGCCACGGGGCGCGUCUGUCUGCUUGCCGCAGCCAGCGAGACUUUGCACGGGCAGGAGGAGCAGCCCGAGCCGGCGGCGCGGACUGGGGAAAGGAUUAUAAAAGUCGGGGAAAGUUCCCUUCCAAACCCCCCGGACCAUGGCAGGGGGCGGCCGCUGGCAGCCCCUGCUCUGCAUCCUCCUCGCUCUCCAGGGGACCCCCGGCGCCGGGGCUCAAGAUGACGUUUCGCCGUAUUUCAAAACGGAGCCGGUCCGGAGCCAGGUCCACCUGGAAGGGAACCGCUUGGUCCUGACCUGCAUGGCCGAGGGCAGCUGGCCCCUGGAGUUCAAGUGGCUUCACAACAACAAGGAGCUGACCAAGUUCUCUCUGGAAUACAGGUACAUGAUCACGUCACUGGACCGCACCCAUGCCGGCGUCUACCGCUGCGUCGUCCGCAAUCGGAUGGGGGCCCUCUUGCAAAGGCAGACGGAAGUCCAGGUGGCAUACAUGGGCAGCUUCGAGGAGAGUGAGACGCACCAGAGUGUGUCCCAUGGUGAAGCGGCCGUCAUCCACGCCCCCCGCAUCGCCAGCUUCCCACAGCCCCAGGUCACCUGGUUCCGGGACGGCCGGAAAAUCCCCCCCAGCAGCCGCAUAGCCAUCACGCUGGAGAACACCCUGGUCAUCCUGUCGACGGUGGCACCCGACGCAGGCCGGUACUACGUGCAGGCCGUGAAUGACAAGAACGGGGAUAACAAAACCAGCCAGCCCAUCACUCUCACCGUGGAGAAUGUCGGCGGCCCGGCCGAUCCCAUCGCUCCCACCAUCAUCAUCCCGCCCAGGAACACCAGCGUGGUGGCCGGCACCUCGGAAGUGACCAUGGAGUGCGUGGCCAACGCCAGGCCGCUGAUGAAGCUGCACAUCGUCUGGAAGAAGGACGGGGAGCCGCUGUCCAGUGGGCUCAGCGACUACAACCGCCGGCUCACCAUCCUCAACCCCACGCUGGGCGACAGUGGGUACUACGAGUGCGAGGCCGUGCUGCGCAGCAGCAGCGUGCCCGCCGUGGCCGAGGGGGCCUUCCUCGCCGUGCUGGAGCCACCCCAAUUUAUCCAGGAACCGGAGAGGCACGUCACGGCCGAGAUGGAGAAGGUGGUGACCAUCCCUUGCCAGGCCAAAGGCGUCCCGCCGCCAGCCAUGGCCUGGUACAAGGACGCGGCCCUGGUGCACGUGGAGAAGCUCUCACGGUUCCGGCUGCUGGGCGACGGGAGCUUGCAGAUCAGCGGGCUGGUGCCCGAUGACACCGGCAUGUUCCAGUGCUUCGCCCGCAACGCCGCCGGCGAGGUGCAGACCUCCACGUACCUGGCAGUGACCAGCAUCGCUCCCAACAUCACCAAGGGCCCCCUGGACAGCACUGUGAUUGAUGGCAUGUCCGUGGUUCUCAGCUGCGAGACCUCGGGGGCACCGAGGCCGGCCAUCACCUGGCAGAAAGGGGAGCGGAUCCUGGCCAGCGGCUCGGUGCAGCUGCCACGCUUCACCCUGCUGGAGUCGGGCAGCCUCCUCGUCAGCCCCACGCACAUCGCCGACGCCGGCAGCUACACCUGCUUGGCCACCAACUCCCGUGGGGUGGACGAGGCCUCUGCGGACCUUGUUGUAUGGGCCCGCACCCGCAUCACCAGCCCCCCUCAGGACCAGAGCGUCAUCAAGGGAACAAAAGCCUCCAUGAGCUGCGGCGUCAGCCACGACCCCAGCGUGACCGUCAGGUAUCUUUGGGAGAAGGACGGCGCGCCUGUGAGCGUGGACGGCAUCCCGCGGCUCCGGCUGGACGAGGAGGGCACCCUGCACAUCUCCCAGACCUGGUCCGGGGACAUCGGCACCUACACCUGCCGAGUCCUCUCCGCCGGGGGCAACGACUCCCGCAGCGCCCACCUGCGUGUCAGGCAGCUCCCCCAUGCCCCGGAGAACCCGGUGGCCGUGCUGAGCCCGCUGGAGAAGCGCGCUAUCAACCUGACAUGGGCCAAGCCCUUCGACGGGAACAGCCCCUUGCUGCACUACAUCCUCGAGGUCUCCGAGAACAACGCCCCCUGGACCACCCUCAUGGCCAGCGUUGACCCCAAGGUGACCUCCGUGGUGGUGCAAGGCCUGGUGCCCGCUCGCUCCUACCAGUUCCGCCUCUGCGCUGCCAAUGACGUGGGCAAAGGGCAGUUCAGCAAGGACACCGAGAGGGUGUCCCUGCCGGAGGAGCCCCCCACCGCGCCCCCCCAGAACGUCAUCGCCAGCGGCAGGACCAACCAGUCCAUCAUGAUCCAGUGGCAGCCGCCUCCCGAGAGCCACCAGAAUGGCAUCUUGAAAGGCUACCUCAUCAGGUUCUGCCUGGCCGGCCUGCCCGUUGGCUAUCAGUUCAAGAACAUCACCAAUGCCGAGGUCAACAACCUGCUCCUGGAGGAUCUCAUCAUCUGGACCAACUACGAGAUCGAGGUGGCAGCGUACAACAGCGCCGGCCUGGGGGUCUACAGCGCCAGGGUGACCGAGUGGACCCUGCAGGGAGUUCCCACCGUGCCCCCGGGCAACGUUCAGGCCGAGGCCACAAACGCCACCACCAUCCGCUUCACCUGGAACCCGCCCAGCCCCCAGUUCAUAAAUGGCAUCAACCAGGGAUACAAGCUGAUCGCGUGGGAGCCGGAGCAGGAGGAGGAGGUGACAGUGGUGACGGUGAGGCCCAACUUCCAGGACAGCAUCCACGUGGGCUACAUCGGAGGCCUGAAGAAGUUCACGGAGUACUUCACCUCGGUGGUGUGCUUCACCACGCCGGGGGACGGCCCGCGCAGCCCGCCGCAGCUGGUGCGCACCCACGAGGACGCACCUGGCCCCGUGGGGCACCUCAGCUUCAGCGACAUCCUGGACACGUCGCUGAAGGUCAGCUGGCAGGAGCCCCUGGAGAAGAACGGCAUCCUGACCGGCUACCGGAUCUCCUGGGAGGAGUACAACCGCACCAACACGCGGGUGACGCACUACCUGCCCAACGUCACCCUGGAGUACCGCGUCACCGGCCUCACCGCCCUCACCACCUACACCAUCGAGGUGGCCGCCAUGACGUCCAAGGGGCAGGGCCAGGUGUCCUCCUCCACCAUCUCCUCCGGGGUGCCUCCAGAGCUCCCCGGCGCGCCGACCAAUCUGGGCAUCUCCAACAUCGGCCCGCGCUCCGUGACGCUCCAGUUCAGGCCGGGCUACGACGGGAAGACCUCCAUUUCCCGCUGGCUGGUGGAAGCUCAGGUGGGUCAGAUCGGCGAGAACGAGGAGUGGGAGCUCAUUCACCAGCUGGCCAACGACCCCGACGCCCGCUCCAUGGAGGUGCCCAACCUCCACCCCUACAUGUACUACAGCUUCCGCCUCCGGCAGGUGAACAUCGUGGGCACCAGCCCGCCCAGCGUGCCCUCCAGGAGGAUGCAGACCCUGCAGGCUCCCCCGGACGUGGCGCCCGCCAACGUCACCCUGCGGACGGCCAGCGAGACCAGCCUGUGGUUGCGCUGGAUGCCGCUCCCGGAGCUGGAGUACAACGGGAACCCGGAGUCGGUGGGCUACAAGCUGCGGUACACGCGGGCGGACGGGCGGGGCAGGACGGUGGUGCACGUGAUCCACGACCGGGUGGAGCGGGAGUUCACCAUCGAGGACCUGGAGGAGUGGACGGAGUACCGCGUGCAGGUCCAGGCCUUCAACGCCAUCGGGGCCGGGCCCUGGAGCCACGUCGUGCUGGGACGCACCAGGGAGUCAGUCCCCUCGUCCGGCCCCACCAACGUGUCCGCGCUGGCCACCACCUCCAGCAGCAUGCUGGUCCGAUGGAACGAGAUCCCCGAGGCGGAUCGCAACGGGCUCAUCCUGGGCUACAAGGUCGUGUACAAGGAGAAGGACUCGGACGCGCGGGCCCGGUUCUGGCCGGCCGAGGGGAACGCCUCCCGCAGCGCCCAGCUUGCGGGCCUGGGCAAGUACGUGCUGUACGAGAUCCGCGUGCUGGCCUUCACCCGGGUCGGGGACGGCGCGCCCAGCUCCCCACCCAUCCUGGAGAGGACUCUGGACGACGUGCCCGGGCCCCCGGUGGGCAUCCUCUUCCCAGAAGUGAGGACCACUUCAGUCCGGCUGAUCUGGCAGCCCCCAGCCGCGCCUAACGGCAUCAUUCUAGCGUACCAGAUCACCCACCGCCUGAACACCACCAGCGCCAACGCUGCCACCGUGGAGGUGCUCAACCCCAGCGCCCGCCAGUACACGGCCGCCGGCCUGCAGCCGGAGUCAACCUACCUCUUCCGCAUCACGGCGCAGACCCGCAAAGGCUGGGGCGAGGCGGCCGAGGCGCUGGUGGUGACCACCGAGAAGAGAGACCGCCCGCAGCCCCCCAGCAAGCCCGUGGUGCAGCAGGAGGACGUGAAGGCCUGCAGUGUGCUCUUGUGCUGGGAGCCGGGCAGCGACGGCCUCUCGCCGGUCCGGUACUACACCGUGCAGACCCGCGAGCUGCCGGCUGGCGAGUGGACACUGCACUCCGCCUCCGUCAGCCACAACGCCACCUCCUUCGUCGUGGACAGGUUGAAGCCCUUCACCUCCUACAAGUUCCGCAUCAAGGCGACCAACGACAUCGGGGACAGCGAAUACAGCCAAGAGUCGGAGUCACUCACCACCUUGCAGGCCGCCCCAGAGGAAGCCCCCACCAUCCUCUCGGUCAUGCCUCACACCACCACCUCCGUCCUCAUCCGCUGGCAGCCCCCCACCGAGGACAAGAUCAACGGGAUCCUGCUGGGCUUCCGGAUCCGCUACCGGGAGCUGGUCUACGACGGGCUGCGCGGCUUCACCACGCGCAGCGUCAGCAGCCCCGGCGCCAAGUGGACGGAGCUCACCCGGUACGCCGUGCGGAACCUGACCGGAGCCGGCCUCACGCACCACGAACUGGACAAUCUGAGCAAGCACAGGCGUUACGAGAUCCGCAUGAGCGUGUACAAUGCCGCGGGCGAGGGGCCCUCCAGCCCCCCCCAGGAGGUCUUCGUGGGCGAGGCGGUGCCCACCGCCCCGCCGCAGAACGUGGCCGUUCAGACCACCACGGCCACCCAGCUGGACGUCACGUGGGAGCCGCCCCCCCUGGAGGCGCAGAACGGAGACAUCCAGGGCUAUAAGAUCUAUUUCUGGGAGGCCCAGCGCCAGAAUGGCACGGAGCGGGUGAAGACGCUCUUCCUGCCCGAGAAUGGGGCCAAGCUGAAGAACCUCACGGGAUACACCUCAUACCUGAUCACCGUCUUGGCCUUCAACGCCGCCGGGGACGGGCCCCGCAGCGUCCUCGUCAGGGGCAGGACGCAGCAGGCAGCCCCCAGCGCCCCCAGCACCAUCAGGUUCAGCGAGCUGACCACCACCUCGGUGAACGUCUCCUGGGAGCCGCCUCUGCUGCCCAAUGGCAUCCUGGAAGGGUACAGGCUGGUCUAUGAGCCCUGCACGCCUGUGGAUGGCGUGAGUAAGAUCGUGACGGUGGACGUGAAGGGGAACAGCCCCCUGUGGAUGAAGGUGAAGGACCUGGCGGAGGGCGUGACAUACAGGUUCCGGAUCCGGGCCAAAACCUUCGCCUACGGGCCCGAGAUCGAGGCCAAUGUCACCACGGGGCCGGGGGAAGGUGCCCCCGGGCCACCGGGCGAGCCCUUCAUCUCCCGGUAUGGCUCAGCCAUCACUAUCCACUGGGCGAAUGGGGAUCCCGGCAAGGGGCCCAUCACCCGAUCCGUCAUCGAGGCCCGGCCCUCAGACGAGGGGCUGUGGGACAUCCUUAUCAAGGACAUCCCCAGGGAGGUGACCUCCUACACCUUCAGCAUGGACAUCCUGAAGCAGGGGGUCAGCUACGACUUCCGGGUCAUCGCCGUCAACGACUACGGCUACGGGACACCCAGUGCACCCUCCCCCUCCGUCUCAGCCCAGAAAGCCAACCCCUUCUACGAGGAGUGGUGGUUCCUGGUGGUCAUCGCCUUGGUCGGGCUCAUCUUCAUCCUCCUGCUGGUCUUCGUCCUCAUCAUCCGCGGGCAGAGCAAGAAGUAUGCCAAGAAGUCAGACGCAGGGAACAACUCCAAGGCGAACGCACUGAGCCACGGCGAGAUGGUGAGUCUGGACGAGGGCAGCUUCCCGGCCCUGGAGCUCAACAACCGGCGCCUCUCCGUCAAGAACUCCUUCUGCAGGAAGAACGGCAUCUACACCAGAGCUUCCGUGUCCCUGCCGAGGUCCCCGCCGCGGCCCAGCCCCGGGAGCCUGCAUUACUCCGACGAGGAUGUCACCAAGUACAACGACCUCAUCCCGGCCGAGAGCAGCAGCCUGACGGAGAAGCCCUCCGAGAUCUCCGACUCCCAGGGGAGCGACAGCGAGUACGAAGUGGAUCAGAACCACCAGAAGGCCCACUCCUUCGUCAACCACUACAUCAGCGACCCGACUUACUACAACUCCUGGCGGCGCCAGCAGAAGGGCAUCUCACGGGCCCCGGCCUACAGCUACACGGAGAGCGAGUCCGGCGACCCCGACCACUGCCCCUUGGCCAACAGCACCAGCACCCAGCAAGGCAGCCUCUUCCGGCCCAAAGUCAGUAGGACUCCAACCCCCCAGACGCCCGUCAACCCCCCCAGCCAACAGAGCACCCUGUACCGCCCCCCCAGCAGCCUGGCUCCGGGCUCUCGAGCCCCCAUAGCGGGAUUUUCUUCUUUUGUUUGAUGGUUUCAAAAGAAAUAAAGAAAAGCGAAAAAGGACGAAAAAUCCCAAACCCACGUCUACGUCCAGAGUUAUUUUUUCCGAGGCGAAGGAGACACCCCGGCAGGGCGAGCCCAGCGCCGGCCGGGGAGAGACACGCGGACCCAGUUCGGAUUCUAAUCCUUCGCUGCUUCCAGAGGCGCAUGGAGCCCUGUAGAAGAGGAACCCCUUGAAAGGACCUUUGCAAAAGUUUGCAGGGCCACGAGUCUGUCUGGAGGGGCCUUCUCUUCUCUUUGAGGCUGAGGCGCGGAGAGGAAAUUCACGGGGGAAAGGACGGCAGCUGGUGGGCUCCCGGCCGACGCUGGGGUCUCCGCACGGCGCUGGCUCCUUGCAGGCGGGUUUCCUCAAGGGCCUUUGCUGGCAGGACAAACCCACCCCUUUUUGGCCAAAGCUUUCUUUGUGUGACCCCUGAGCGGCCAGCCGGCUAGCGGCAACCCGCGGCGUCCACAGGAGCGGGGUGUGGAAAUGCCAUUGGCCAGCGUGGUCGCACAAGACUUCAAGCAGCGAGCCCACGCUAGCGACCAAGGGUGUCCUCGGCCCAGCACCGCAGAGCCUGACAUGGGAUGGGAACGGUGCAGCUCUUCUGCUCAGCGUUAGGUGGCAAUCAUGCCCGCGGGCCCUUGCUUCCCAGUGGGCUGCGGAUGUGCCCAGUGAUGGCCCGUAUGCUGGACAUGGGACCCGCUUUGCCAGGCUGCCCGCUCGGCUCGCCAGUCCCUCCUCUGCCAGUCUCCUCUCCUGUCUCCCCGUGCCGCACCGUGUCAGAGAGUGGAAAAGUGGCAGACCAAAACACAAAGCCCGUAUGCAGCCAUUUGGUUUGCGGCAUUGGGACGGGAUGGGGGAGUGGAGAGUGGAUUUUGUGGGGACAAGAACCCUGGAGUUGUGAUCAAUUUACUUGAAUCCUUCUGGAGGAGACAUCCCCCUCCCAGCCCCCCUAUCCCUGGUGAGAAGCGCUGCCCACUGGGGAGGGGUCCUCUGCAGCGGAAGUGCGCCACGGGGCAGCUCAGCACGGGGGCAUCGCUUAUCGGCACUGACAUUCGCUUUGGGACAGCAAUUCAUUUCUUCCUUCCUUGGCCCCAUCCUGGAGAGGGGGAGGGAAAGGAAAAUUCCCUGGGCCCCGGGAUGGUUGCGGGGUGAGAUGUACACUCCACCCACAAUGUGGUCCUCUCCCCCUGGCUUGUGACAGACGCCACCCCUUUAACUCCAGCAAAACAGAAGGGGCGGGGGGCAGGGCUCUGCUGGCAUGAUGGAUUGGCAGCUGCAGCCUUGAUUUUGUGUUCUGGUUUAGUGCCCAGGUUUGGUGGGGGAUGCGAGGGGAGGGGGCCAGAAUCGAGAUGAGGGGGAUCGGUGGUGGUGGUUGUUUCCAGCAUCGCAAAACACACACAGUGCCUACUCGUCAGCUGGAUGCCAAACUCCUCAGCCGUGUUCCCUUCCAUGCAGGGUGCACAGUGCAAGCUGGAGGAUCCAGCUGUCCCCCACUGUGUCCCCGUCCCUCUGCGGAGGGGGUCCGGAGCUGUCACCAUGGUGAUGUAGCUCCAUCCAUGACGCCCCACCUGCUCUCGCCCGUAUUUGCACAUCUCUGUCCAGUCUGGUUGGCGGAGGAUUGAGCCUUGUGCGUGGGGUCCCUUUAAUAAAGAAUCAAAAG